Molecule: messenger RNA, 786 nt
Organism: Trametes versicolor FP-101664 SS1
Lineage: Eukaryota; Fungi; Basidiomycota; Agaricomycetes; Polyporales; Polyporaceae
Product: phosphoglycerate mutase-like protein
Exons: 9
Coding region: 88-750 (220 amino acids)
Biological process (GO): ribose phosphate biosynthetic process
Molecular function (GO): sedoheptulose-bisphosphatase activity
Source: RefSeq, a predicted model, not a curated record
GCCGGACUAUGGCAGAGGCGUCAAUGUGCUGCCGACUGCCCAGCGCGUCGAUCGCUGAACUCCUCCACCAUCUGCUCAACUUUCACCAUGUUUGAACGGCCUAUGCCCCGCCUCUUCCUCAUCCGUCAUGGACAGACGGAGUGGUCACUCAACGGUCAUCAGACCGGCCGUACGGACAUUCCUCUCACUGCUGAGGGUGAACGGGAAGCUGCUGAAGGCGCUCGUGUCCUAGUUGGCGAAGGAAAGAUCAUCGACCCCAAGAACAUUUGCACAGUGUUCGUGUCGCCUAGGAUCCGUGCUCACAGAACGUUCCACCUGCUCUUCGAUCAUCUCCCGGAAAUCCCACAUCAUGUCAACACGGAAGAAGUGAGGGAGUGGGACUACGGAGAGUACGAAGGCCUCCGCCCUGCAGAGAUCAAAGAACGGAACCCGACCUGGACUAUCUGGAAGGACGGUUGCCCUGGAGGCGAAAGCACUGAGGAGAUGUGCCACCGCGUUGAUACCGUCAUCGGCAAGGUCCGCGAGCAUCACCGCGCAUGGAAGGAGGAGGGCAAGGGCUCUCGCGACGUAGUGAUUGUUGCUCAUGGCCAUUUCAACCGCGUCUUUAUUUCGCGCUGGAUCAACUUCCCGCUGUCUCUUGGGACGCACUUCAACGUGGAGCCUGCUGGUAUUGCUAUCCUCGGAUAUAACCACAACAACCUUGCAGAGCCCGCGCUCAACGCGCUCAACUUGUACGCGAAGCCCCAAUAAUAGAUGUCGUGUUGGCUAGUAGAUGCGUUAUACCUG